This is a messenger RNA of Pseudomassariella vexata, 2383 nucleotides long. Its product is annotated as kinase-like domain-containing protein. Gene Ontology annotation, biological process: peptidyl-serine phosphorylation; intracellular signal transduction. The transcript is spliced from 2 exons. Gene Ontology annotation, cellular component: spindle pole body. Gene Ontology annotation, molecular function: ATP binding; protein serine/threonine kinase activity. NCBI's taxonomy places the organism in Eukaryota, Fungi, Ascomycota, Sordariomycetes, Amphisphaeriales, Pseudomassariaceae. The record is from RefSeq and is a predicted model, not a curated record. Bases 343 to 2322 code for a protein of 659 amino acids.
GCCUUGGGAGCAUCAUUUCAAUGUACUGAGGCCCCAUUGAUGUUCGCAGUUUGCAGUUGCUUAAGCUGCUUUCUUCUGCACCUAGAUCAUCUAGAUCGUUGAUUCUCCAUCAACCCAGAGCCCCGCCAGAUUUAAGUAUUUCAACAGCGUCAAUUGGCCUUCUGCUCUGCACGCGUCCCACGACAACCCCACCAACCUCAGGCGGCGCUUGCAGCGGCGACCCCAACCAAGUCCUCAGCCAGCGAUCAUCGUAACUUAGCCCGAUCUUUGUCUGCUACCAUCGCGAGUCAGACAACAUCGACAGAGAGUUCACGAUUCAUUGCCCCGUCAACCUUCGCAGCCAUGGCGAGCUUUAUUACGAGUAUCUUCCCAGGCUCCAAGGAUUCGCGCCCUGCCACGCCCUCCCAGAACCGCAACAGCUUCAUCACACCCGUUUCGACACCGCAGGGCAGCCCGAGUAAGAAAACGGCUCCACCUGGAGCCAAUGAUCUCCCUGUGGCGUUCGAAAACGCAAUGAAGCUCAGCAGCAACAAUGGCCUCGACAGUCCCAUCAGGCUGCGACCCCAAACUGGUGUGAGCCCGCUGUCCCCAGUCAGAAGCAACCUCCAACCGAUCGACGAUCCCUACUUCGGAACGGGGUCGCCCAAUGUCGACGAGAGCAUUAUCCACAAGACUCCAGGCAGCCCCCUGAAGAAGCAGGGACAAGAGAACACGCCUCCUUCGCGAAUCCCUGUCGUCGGGGGCUCGGAUUCCCCGUACAUACACAACCAUGCCGCCGUCUCUCGUCAAGAACUUUAUCAGCUUAAAGAGAGCAGGCCAUUGACUCCUACGACCAAGAAGUUCAACACUUCGCGCGGGCUGACACCCGAGGAACUUGAGAUCCUGAAAAAACCCAAUGUCCGCCGCCUUGUCAACGUCACCCAGCUGUACUUCCUUGAUUACUACUUCGAUCUCCUCACCUAUGUUGGCUCACGCCAGGCUCGACUCAAUGCUUUCAAGGAGGAAUAUCCUGCCCCGCCGGGCACCGAUGAGGAGACGCACAAGCAGAUGUGGCAAAAAUACGCGGGUCGAGAACGCGCCAACCUCCGUAAGCGCCGCGUCCGGCUUCGACAGGGUGAUUUCCAAAUCCUCACACAAGUUGGCCAAGGUGGCUAUGGCCAAGUCUAUCUUGCGCAAAAGAAGGACACCAAGGAGGUGUGUGCUUUGAAGGUCAUGAGCAAGAGACUGCUUUUCAAGCUGGAUGAGGUUCGCCAUGUUCUGACCGAACGAGAUAUUCUCACAACGGCCAAGAGCGAGUGGUUGGUUCGACUACUGUACUCCUUCCAGGACGACAAGAGUAUCUAUCUUGCCAUGGAAUAUGUACCAGGCGGAGAUUUCCGAACCCUUCUCAACAAUACGGGCGUUCUUUCCAACCGCCAUGCGCGAUUCUACAUUGCUGAGAUGUUCUGCUCUGUUGAUGCGUUGCACAAGCUUGGCUAUAUUCACCGAGAUCUGAAGCCUGAGAAUUUCCUGGUUGACUCCACCGGCCAUGUCAAGCUGACCGACUUCGGCCUAGCCGCGGGGAUGCUAGCACCGGGCAAGAUCGAGUCCAUGCGCAUCAAACUGGAGAAGGCAUCAGAGACCAGUGUUCCGUUUGGUAAGCCAAUGGACCAGCGCACCAUCGCCGAGCGUCGGGACGGCUACCGAACUAUGCGCGAGAACGACGUGAAUUACGCCAAAUCUAUCGUGGGAUCGCCCGAUUACAUGGCCCCCGAGGUCCUUCGUGGCGAUGAGUACGACUACACUGUCGACUACUGGAGUUUGGGCUGUAUGCUCUUUGAAGCUCUGACGGGCUUCCCCCCCUUCGCAGGCUCCACCGCCGACGAGACAUGGAGAAACCUCAAGCACUGGAAAGACGUACUCAAGCGGCCGGUAUGGGAAGAUCCGAACUAUUUCCUGAGCAAUCGAACCUGGAAUUUCAUCACCACCUGUAUCAAUUCAAGAAGCAAGCGUUUCUCCACCAUCAAGGACAUCUACGAGCAUCAGUACUUCGCCGAGGUGGAUUGGGACACUCUUAGACAGACCAAGGCGCCAUUUGUACCUGAACUAGACUCAGAAACCGAUGCAGGGUACUUUGAUGAUUUCACCAAUGAGGCUGAUAUGGCCAAGUACAAGGAGGUCCAUGAUAAACAACAGGCCCUUGAGAGUAUGGCCGACCGAGACGAUGCGAUGGGCAAGUCUUUAUUUGUCGGAUUUACAUUCCGUCAUCGCAAACCGGCCACGGAGGAUGGCAGCCCGCGCAAACCAAUCCCGACCGACGGCACGUUCGGCACGAUGCUUUAGGGUAAACGUCCGGCGUCCGGGUUGAUCAGGUGAUAGAUAGUUGGCUUGGGUGGAAUUGUUU